AUGGACAGUAACGGUUCUUUGGAACCUGUACAAGAUGGGCCAACAGAUCACGUAUGUAAGAUUGAGGAAGCAUCAAAAGAAAUCGAUCAAUUGGAAUCCAAGCCACUAGUGUCUGAAGAUGGAACCAACGGUAUUGUGGAUAGUAAGAAAAUAGAUGAACCAAUAUUCAAACGAAGCAGAUACGAAAAACUGUUAAGCCAAUGUGUGGUGGUGUUUAGCGCAUUUUGGUGUAUGUUCUUUUCUCUUGGUAUUUCGUUUUCUCUUGGAACGUUUUUACCGGCAUGGCUGGAAGUGUUUCAAGAAGGUCGUGCCAAGACGUCAUUAAUACAGUCUGUACAUGUAGGUGUUCUGUUCGGAGCUGGAACUAUUGUUGGUGUGUUGACAGAAAAAGUUGGCCUGAAAGUGACAAUGGUGGUCGGAUCUCUGUUAUCAUCUAUUGGUUUCUUAUCAGCCUUCUUCGCUCCUAAUAUAACAGUUUUGAUAGGUACCAUUGGUGUUAUAUCUGGCUUUGGGUUGUGCUGCGUAUAUUUGAGUGGUAUGAUAGCCGUCACGGCAGCAUGUUCCAAAUCAACUAGUAUUGCUCUUGGAUUUGUCAUCGCUGGUGGUGGGAUUGGGCAAAGCGUGAUGCCGUUUAUCUGUGAUCAUCUUCAUAACACUUACGGAUGGAGAGGUGCCUUUCUCAUAAUCGCUGGACUUUCAUUACAACCCGUUAUAUUUGCUUGUCUUAUGACGGCUUUCUUGAAACCGACCCAAUCAAAAUCUGGUACAUCCAACAAUGUAAAAACUAAUCAAAGACUUGUGGAGAAGUUGAAGCAAGUGUGUCAUCCGCGUUAUAUAAUAACUUGUUUAGUAACAUCUAUAGCAUUCGCGGAAACCAAUGGUUUUCUGUUUAUCUUGUUUGACUUUGCGAUUCAGCGUCAAGGAGACGGAAUAUUUUUCAUUUUCCUUAUAACAACUACAUCUACAGUUUGCAACAUCAUUUGUGGAAUUGUAAGUCGUCAUCCACGAAUAAGUAGCUCUGUAUUAUUGUCAGUCUCAGUGAUGCUUGGAAGUUCGUCCAUCAUUUUAUUGGGAGUAACGAACAGCUAUACAGAAACUUUGGUGUUUAUGGUUACUUUUGGUGUAGCGUACGGUGGUUUGAUCGCAAUAGCGGGUAUAGUUAUUCUAGAUCUGGUGGGGAAAGAAGUAUACCCAUUAGGUAUUGGUAUCAAUGUCACUAUAAAUGGCAUCGCAAGCUCUGUAGGUGGGAUAAUAUACGGUCUGCUUUACGAUCUGACACAGACGUACACAAUAUCUUUACUCAGUAUGGGAACAGUAACUCUUGUCGUAGGUACAUUACCAAUCGUAGCCUUAGUCAUAUCUCAAAGACUGUUUUAUCACCAACGCGAAAAAGGGCGUACAUAG
Lottia gigantea (owl limpet) is the source of this 1404-nucleotide messenger RNA. RefSeq lists its product as hypothetical. Gene Ontology annotation, molecular function: monocarboxylic acid transmembrane transporter activity. Gene Ontology annotation, biological process: transmembrane transport; monocarboxylic acid transport. The transcript is spliced from 5 exons. The record is from RefSeq and is a predicted model, not a curated record. NCBI's taxonomy places the organism in Eukaryota, Metazoa, Mollusca, Gastropoda, Lottiidae. Bases 1 to 1404 code for a protein of 467 amino acids.